ACACACCUUCAUGCUCAUAUCUGUCUUAAUUCACGUGUCAUUUACUCGAUCGCUGAUCAUCUACAGAGCAUCGACCGCUCGGACUCGAUUCGCUGUAGUUUGUCCCUCCGCGCUUUCCGUCCCGCCAGUUGACAGCUGGGAGCAGAGUACGAACUCCAUGUAUUAAUCUCGCAGAUUAAACUCUGGUGUUUUGUCGUCAUAAUGCACAGAUUAAAAGUCAUUUCGGGCCACUUGUCGUCCUCCGGUUCCCCGAGGUACACGCGGGAUGUACGGCGGACGGAGUGCGGCUCGGCGCCGGGCAGCAGCCCGCAGGACGUGGUGGUGGUUCACGGACGGAGGACCGCCAUCGGGAAAGCGAAGCGAGGGGCGUUCAAGGACACGACGCCUGACGAGCUGCUGAGCGCCGUGAUGCGCGCGGUGCUCGCGGACGUUGGCCUUCCUCCCGACCGGCUGGGAGACGUUUGUGUCGGUAACGUGCUGCAGCCCGGAGCCGGUGCUGUGAUGGCCAGGGUGGCUCACUUCCUCAGCGGGUUUCCGGACACGGUGCCGUGUUACACCGUCAACCGGCAAUGUUCCUCCGGCCUGCAGGCUGUGUUCAACAUCGCAGGAGCCAUCAGGAGCGGAUCCAUUGACCUCGGCCUCGCCUGUGGUGUGGAGAGCAUGUCUCUGGGUGAGAUGGGGAAUCCAGGAGAUUUGAGCUCCAGGCUGACAGAGGUCGACAGAGCCAGAGACUGCAUGAUCCCGAUGGGCAUCACCUCAGAGAACAUCGCAGAGAGAUUCGGGGUCUCCAGAGAAAAGCAGGACGCCUUCGCCGUCAGCUCGCAGCAAAAAGCGGCCCGUGCGCAGAGCUUGGGUCUGUUCGAGCGGGAGAUCGUUCCGGUCACCACGCGGGUCCAGGACGCCGAGGGCAGCGAGCGCGUGGUGACGGUCUCCAGGGACGAGGGGGUCCGGGCGGGGACGACUGUGGCGGGACUGAGCAAGCUGAGGCCGGCCUUCAAACCGGACGGCACCACCACGGCAGGUAACUCCAGCCAGGUGAGCGACGGGGCAGCGGCCGUGCUGAUUGGACGCCGGGCUGCGGUCGAGGCUCUGGGUCUGCCGGUCCUGGGAGUCCUGAGGGCCAGCGCGGUGGUGGGGGUCCCCCCGGACCUGAUGGGGAUCGGACCGGCGGUCGCCAUCCCUGCAGCUCUGGAGCAAGCGGGACUCACGGUGGCCGAUAUCGACGUGUUUGAAAUCAACGAGGCCUUCGCCAGCCAGGUGGUGUACUGCGUGGAGAAGCUGGGCAUCCCGCUGGAGAAGGUGAACCCCAACGGGGGCGCCAUCGCCCUGGGUCACCCACUGGGCUGCACCGGCGCCCGGCAGGUGGUCACGCUGCUCAACGAGCUGCGGCGCAGGGGCACGAGGGCGUACGGCGUCGUGUCCAUGUGCAUCGGCACCGGGAUGGGAGCGGCCGCUGUGUUCGAGUACCCCGGACCAUGAUCCUUUGCGGCUAAAGUGGGAGGAGUCACACAUCGCCGGUGAUCGGGACGCGAAAGAUCCAGACGUUGAAGACCAAUCACAACGGCGUCCGACUCUUUGAGUCUGCAGAGCUGCUCGAAAAGCAGAAUGAGGAUUUUCUCUUGUUUGCAUAAAGCAGGUCGAUUAAAAUAACGACACGUUAAUACUUAUAGAAGAUACGUUUAAAGUGCCUUUGAUUCCACGUGGCUGAUUUUUUACUGUGUUUUAAUUAUUAUUUAAAAGUAUAUGGAAAUUUAUUUGCAUGCAAAAAUCAGGAAAUAGUGAGAAAAUACGGAGUUAUUUUAUAAUAAAUACAUUGUGUUUUGUCAAAUCUAAAAAAGGACCAAUCUAAACUGUAAUUUUGAGAAGAUAUUAACUGUGAAAGCUGAAUGUUCAGUAAAUAUUUGACACAUUGAUAACAGCAGAAAUAUGAACUUUAUCAGCUUAAAUUAGUGACUCUGUUGUAAUACUCUUGUUACUUUUAAAUAACCGUAGAAUGUAAAAAAUGCACUGAACAAUUUUCAAGUGAAAAUAAAACAUUUCAACAUGA
Messenger RNA from Pseudoliparis swirei, 2047 nucleotides. It is a transcript of the gene acaa1, whose product is annotated as acetyl-CoA acyltransferase 1. Gene Ontology annotation, biological process: fatty acid beta-oxidation; phenylacetate catabolic process. The record is from RefSeq and is a predicted model, not a curated record. The coding region runs from base 202 to 1479 and encodes 425 amino acids. Gene Ontology annotation, cellular component: peroxisome. Gene Ontology annotation, molecular function: acetyl-CoA C-acyltransferase activity. Lineage: Eukaryota; Metazoa; Chordata; Actinopteri; Perciformes; Liparidae. The transcript has 12 exons.